AACAUUAGAGGACACGCCUCCCCAUACACCGGAAGUCCAGUGUUGAGCAAAAGUAGUAGUUUGCCGUCAACAAGUUGACUUUUUGUUAAAAGUCCAGAGAAUAAAAGACAACAUGUCGGGAUCUUCCAACAUCGUGGCGAUGAAGAAAGUCGUCCAACAGCUGCGACUUGAGGCGGGAAUAAACCGAGUCAAGGUCUCACAGGCCGCGGCCGACCUGCAGCAGUUCUGUCUUCAGAACGCCCAGCAGGACCCGCUGCUGACCGGCAUGUCGUCCAGCAACAACCCCUUCAGACCGCAGAAAGUUUGCUCCUUCCUGUAACUUCUGCCUUGUAUCUCCAGUGUGCUGCUUGUGAAUUCUACUUCAGCUUCUGCUCUGUGGACCAACAAGUCAUCAAGUCAUAAAGGGAACAAGCAACAGCUUUUUGGAAAGCAAGCUAAAGUUUGGCAAAUACUAUCAUGUUCCACCAACUAAAUACUCCACUAGUGCCUUGUACAGUUUCUCAACCAUAAAGGAUUUUCACAUUU
Molecule: messenger RNA, 525 nt
Organism: Nerophis ophidion (straightnose pipefish)
Lineage: Eukaryota; Metazoa; Chordata; Actinopteri; Syngnathiformes; Syngnathidae
Product: guanine nucleotide-binding protein G(I)/G(S)/G(O) subunit gamma-5
Exons: 3
Coding region: 113-319 (68 amino acids)
Biological process (GO): G protein-coupled receptor signaling pathway
Cellular component (GO): heterotrimeric G-protein complex
Molecular function (GO): G-protein beta-subunit binding
Source: RefSeq, a predicted model, not a curated record